CAAUUUGAACAUCCUUCUUCGGGAGUUUGGUCUCCUGCUCAUCGUUCUCGUCACUUGCAGUGCUUCAUUAUCCUAUCUUCUGGUAGUUGCCCAUCUUCAGCUUUCGAAAAUGGCAUCAAUUAACUUCAACCCCUUCGGAAGCUGGUUCGAGAAACCCCUGAACCCCGUCGCACCCGUCGUCAUGUCCCUCAGUCAAACCUUCUUCUCCAAACUAAACACCACCUCUGCAAAUUUCGCUUCGAUAAGCUCCUCCUCGUCCCUCUCCAAGGGGAAGCCGGAGAAACCCGACUCCACUAUUGAUAAUCCAGGCCCGGAUACGAAGAUGCUGGACCAGUUCUUCUGGGAAUGCGAGAACCUUCCUGAUUACAGACACACCCCGGAAGUCGAGAAGAUCCUGAACGAAGACCCGCUUUUUGAAAAGAAAGAGAAUCCGACUGAGGAGGAGAUCAAAGAAAACGAGAAAUGGUGGGAACGGUUCAGGACGAGUCCCGUUGUCCAGUUCUUGGCCCGAGCAGAGGAAAUCGCCGAUGAAAUCAAUAGAACGGAGAUGGAGGAGAAUGCCGCGCCGUAUAGAGGGGAGGAUAGAGAGCUGUGGGAGGCAAUUCCGCACCUCACUGGGCUGGACGGGAGGCCGAUGCCCAGAAAGGCAAUAAAGACGAGGGUGGAGAGCGAUAAUAAGUUUUGGGAUUUCUUGCGGCAGUUCCUUUUUGGACUUUGGGGGUUUCGGCAGAGGCCAUACCCAGCGGGGCGCCCCAUUGAUUUUCCUCAGGCUUUUGGUUACAAGCGGCUUGAGAGGCGCUACUAUGACUUUAUCAUGAAGAGUGGAGGCUUUUACUACAAAGACCGCUUAGGCCGUACAAGAGGUCCUUGUGAACUGAUCACCCUCAAAACAGCCUGGGGUGCUGGGAUUAUUGACAAGGACACUUUCAUUUGGGGGGAGGACAUGGAUGAAUGGGCACCCAUUCACAUGGUUUACGGCAUGGAACGUGCAAUUGCAACUUGGGAAGUGAGACUUGGUGCAGCAGCAACAGCUUUGCUUCACAAACUUCAGAAAGGUAUACCUCCUUGGGUUCCUCUCAAAGGACAUGAGAAGAAAACAUAUAAGCAACUCCAACAAGAAGCUAUAGGGAGCAAAAGACGUGAUUUGGCAGUAUUAAGAGCAAAUGAUGGCAUAUGGCCAGGUGCUAGAAUUCCAAGUCAUGCCUUAUUUCUUUGGGCUAGUGGCUCUGAACUAACCACAACUUUGCAAUCCGACCAUAUGCCAAACAAAUUCAUUCCAAAAGAUCUUAGACUCAAAUUGGCCAAGAUUAUCCCGGAGUUAAGACCAUGGGAAGUUUUAAGUGUUGAGCAAGCUAUGAAUCAGAUUACAUAUGGUGGAGAGUGGUACCGUGAACCUCUUGGUUCCUACACAACUGGCCCUCCUUACAUUUGGGAGAUGAAUGAGGAUAAUCUGGAAAAGUAUGAAGAUCAUGUGGAACUUGGAGGUGCAGUGUAUGAAGAACUGGAGAAGACAAUUCCUGGUUUCAGUAAAAUAAUGGAAAAAGUUGAGGCUGAGGCUGAAGCUAAAUUUGCUAGACUUGAGGAGAGGAAGGAGAAACUAAGGAGAAUCAAGGGGCUGGGAGGCACUGCUAAUGAUCCAUAAAGUCAGUUUCAUCAAGCGUUUGCCAAAUGAUAGGAAUGUUGAUCUAGAAAUAGGACAGUCAGCCAUUCAUGGGGGAAAAACUGAGGAAAGGGGAAGGACCAUGUGGAUGAAUCCUACCAGAGUCUGACCCUCAGAUUUUGAAAUUUAACUUUGUUAAGUUUGAAGACAAUAUGAUAAUCAACAAUGAGUUUUGAGAUUCAAAAUGAUUCAAUGAAUGUUACUUUUACAGUUUAUGGAAAUUGCUUAUUUUAUAUUUUGAGUACGAAAAUAUCACGGUGUAGUGUUUUAUAGGCGGGUACUAUAUCAGAUUGUAAAACACAAGUAUUGAAUGGAGGAUCCUCUCCAAUAUUGAGAGCCCUUUUAAAUUUAA
Rubroshorea leprosula is the source of this 2012-nucleotide messenger RNA. The record is from the annotation of a GenBank genome assembly. Lineage: Eukaryota; Viridiplantae; Streptophyta; Magnoliopsida; Malvales; Dipterocarpaceae.